Messenger RNA from Lentinula edodes (shiitake mushroom), 792 nucleotides. RefSeq names its product supernatant protein factor C-terminal domain-containing protein. The record is from RefSeq and is a predicted model, not a curated record. Gene Ontology annotation, cellular component: endoplasmic reticulum-Golgi intermediate compartment; endoplasmic reticulum; Golgi apparatus. The coding region runs from base 52 to 699 and encodes 215 amino acids. Gene Ontology annotation, biological process: endoplasmic reticulum to Golgi vesicle-mediated transport; Golgi organization; intracellular protein transport. NCBI's taxonomy places the organism in Eukaryota, Fungi, Basidiomycota, Agaricomycetes, Agaricales, Omphalotaceae. The transcript has 6 exons.
UUGGCUCACGCGUCACGUAACGGCAAUAGCCGGGUGGCUAUGUAGAACCGAAUGCAUUGCCAUUUCAGAAUCGAAGUACUUCAAACCUCGAUGCCACCUUCCUUUUUACAGAGACUAAUUGCAGGCUGGCUGGCGCUAUUGCUUGUUUUCCAGUAUGCCGCGUAUGGGCAUAUGAUAGAUGUCCCUGCUGGAAAGAAGGAAUGUUUCUUCGAAGAUUUACAUAAACAAGACAAGAUGACUGUAACGUAUCAAGUGGGGGGAGGAGGUCAUCUGGACAUUGACUUUUGGCUGGCAGAUCCAGAGGGAAGACUGCUCGGAAAGCAGGUAAAGCAAUCGACUGGAACUCUUUCCAUUACCGCAGAGAAGAAUGGUCGAUUUGAGUAUUGCUUUUCCAAUCAAAUGAGUGCUAUUGCCGACAAAAUCGUCAGCUUCAACGUUCACGGUAUAAUUUAUGUUGGUGAAGAUGAUGUUGUCGCGCCUAUCGAACGCGAAAUUCGACUUCUUGCGCACGGCCUCGCGGCUGUGAAAGAUGAACAAGAAUAUAUCGUUGUUCGCGAGAAGACACAUAGGAAUACCGCCGAAUCUACUAACGAUCGGGUGAAAUGGUGGUCUGUCCUACAAGCCGUAGUUCUAUUUGCUGUCGUCGGUUGGCAAGUUUAUUAUCUGAAGUCCUUCUUCGAAGUCAAACGUGUCAUAUGAUUAUACAAGUUGUUCUCAUUGCUCAAUGUAGCUUUAUUCUCGAUGAACCUCCAGUGACUGCAGUUCAUCUAGCUUGGUGACCAAGCCCUCUAA